AUGUCGCGCGAGUGGAAGUCGACGGAGGCAGUUGACACAGAAGCAUUGCUCCUGGACGAUGGCUACACCUGGGAGUGUGCUGUAUCAAAGGUCCGCGUGACGCAGCUACACGUCGGGACAGAUGGCCUGGCAGUGGUUGUGGGCAAGGACAGCCAGGCCCACGAUUGCCUCACGAGAUCAGAAGUGGGCGGCCUCACUCUCGGAAUGCUUCACUGGAUCUUCACCAACUGGACAGACGUCCAACUGAUGGAACAUGGCUUAGACCUGGCCUCCGUCCUGCCCAACAACGACCACGACGGGGUGAAGGAGUGGAGUGAUUUCUCGCCUUCCUGUGCCGAAGUGCCGAUAAAUGCGUACGGCCCAGGUCCUGACUCGGGUACCUACAGCUUCUUUGGGGAGGCGACAUUGUGCGAGCCCUGCUUCAACAAAGAUGAGGGCUCUCUCCCUGAGUAUUUCAUGUGGUGCCCGCUGGAUGACCUGCAUGCCAUGAAACACGCGCGGGUCAACGGCACUCUGGAGGAGUUCGUCGCAACGAUGCGGCCGCCCAACUGCUACAUGUCCUCUGAGUCUGAUGUCGAGCUCAUCGAGUGGUUGACAGCUGAUUCUGGCGGCAUCGCCUACUUGGGAUACGCCUAUUACACAAGCUUUCAGAAUGAGCUGACCAUCGCCCGAGUGGCCAGUGACACGAAGAUGGGCAUCAAGGACACACGAGAUGUCAAGGUGAUGCCGUCCACUUAUACGAUCAUGGACGGAUCUUACAGUGUCUACACGCGCCAGCUCUACAUGAAUGUGGACAAUGAGGCCUGGGACCGCGUCUAUCCAUUCCUCAGCUACGGGUUCAGCACAGCAGGUCGGGCGCUGGUGUCCCAGGUGGGUUAUGUUCCUCUGAACAUCGCGUUGUUGGCCAAGAUGAAAAUCCGUAUUGAGGAGCGAGGGAAUCCAGAGGCCGACUACGUCUCCGUGGCCCCCGCCACCUGCCCAAUCGGAACGGAGCUCACCAGCCUCCCCUUCAUCAACGCCUUCGGAAACAGCAAGGUCAACUACACAUGCACGCCUUGCACGGUGGGCAUGUACAAGUUCCUGGAUACGCCCACAUCCUGCAGAGCAUGCGAGCCGGGGCGUUAUGCAGAACUACCUGGGCAAUCCAGGUGCCUCCAUUGCGAUCCGGGCUACGAAGUGGUGAAUGGCACAUCGUGUCGCGCGUGCUUCCCAGGGCUUCGCAAGAGGGAAGCCGCAGCGGUCGCCUGCACAACCUGCCCCCCGGGCUCUUUCAACAACGAGUCGGCCCAGGCCGAGUGCGUCUUCUGUGGUCCGGGCCGCUUCGCGCCUGCGGGCUCCACCAGGUGUUUCGAUUGCCCCUUGAACGAGUUCGCGGCCACACCAGGCUCGGGCCAGUGCACUGCGUGUCCCGAGGGCGCCGUGACCUUCGCAUCGGGAUCCACGGGCUGCUCGCAGUGCCGGGUGGGCUUCUACCGCAAGGCAGAGGCGCAAUGUGAGCCCUGCCCGGGAUCGACGACCACCGCCUACCAGGGCGCCACCACGCAGGCGGAGUGCGUGUGCGCGGAGGGCUGGUACCUCCCACUGAAUGCAGAUAUUGCCGGCAAUGGCUCCUGCGUCUCCUGUGGGCCUGGCCUAGACUGUGUCCUAGGAAGCGACCUCCAGGUCUACGACAGGUUCAGAGCAGGGGAGACCAUGGUCCCCGAGGACCAGCUCUUCCCCAAGCUCUUACCAGGCCACUUUGCCACCAUGGAUGAGCCCACGUCUUCAGAUGCGGUGAUGUCGGCCACUGCCCGGGCGGGCUGCCUGGAGCAUGCGCGACUUUUGGCAGGAAAGAUCCGCUAG
Messenger RNA from Symbiodinium natans, 1842 nucleotides. Lineage: Eukaryota; Dinophyceae; Suessiales; Symbiodiniaceae. The record is from the annotation of a GenBank genome assembly.